CACAUCCCGUGGGUCAAAAAGAGACCUCGAGUCAAACAAACCUAUAGUUACACCAUGACCAUGUAAAUAACCCAAUUUACAUUUAACUUCUUUUAUUGUAACAAGUGUUUUAUUAAAACGUGAUAAGGAUUUUUUAUUCUCUUAUUAAUUCUUCCAGCAUUAUCUGUUUUGUACUUUUGUUAUGUAAUUUAUGAUAUCGAAAGAGUCAUUGCAAAUGUUAUUUAAUAUUUACAAUAUUUUAUUUGUUAUUGAGAGAUAAGGUUAUAUUUAACUUGCUCUGACGUUAAUAUAAUGUCGAUCAACAUUUGAACCCUGGAAAUUUUCCUUUAGGGUUCAAACUACAAAGUGGUUAUAAAAACAGGGUACAGCGAAUAUUUGCUACAAGUUAUCAUUUUAUUUGCAAUGGCUCGUGUACUUGUUGGAGUGAAAAGAGUCGUUGACUAUGCAGUGAAGAUCCGCGUGAAGCCGGACAAGACAGGAGUCGUUACGGAUGGUGUGAAGCACUCCAUGAACCCAUUCGAUGAGAUCGCUGUGGAGGAAGCGGUGCGGAUGAAGGAGAAGAAGUUGGCUGAGGAAGUGAUUGCUGUCACGUGCGGGCCUGCCCAGGCUCAAGAGACUCUGCGCACGGCGCUGGCGAUGGGAGUGGACAGAGGGAUCCACGUGGAGGUGUCUGGGCCAGAGUACGACACCCUGCAGCCCAUUCAUGUUUCCAAGAUACUCGCCAAGCUCGCCAAAGACGAGAAAGUUGACAUGAUAAUUGUCGGCAAGCAGGCUAUUGAUGAUGAUUCAAACCAAACAGCUCAGAUGACUGCUGCUUUUCUAGACUGGUCCCAAGCAACAUUUGCUUCUAAGAUUGAGAAGACGGAUGGUAAACUGACGGUGACUCGUGAGAUUGACGGUGGUCUGGAGACGAUUGAGGUGAAACUGCCGACCGUGAUCAGCGCGGACCUGCGUCUGAACCAGCCGCGCUACGCCACUUUACCCAAUAUCAUGAAAGCGAAGAAGAAGCCCAUCAAGAAGGUGACCCCCGCAGACCUAGGCGUGGACACGACUCCACGCAUACAGGUGGUGAGCUUGGAAGACCCUCCCACGCGACAGGCAGGAGCCAUAUUGGAGGACGUAGACCAGCUCGUUGUUAAACUCAAGGAGGGCGGCCACAUCUGAGCCCCAGUAAACUCCACGCCUCUAGCUGUCCUCUACCCUGAACACACUUGUUGCCAACGAGCUAAAAAUAUACAGCCGUUAUUUAAAUAACAGGUUUAUGACACUAAUAAAUAUUUGUUUGCAUUGUGUUUUUUUGUCAGUUUUUUCCAAGAUGUAAUAAAUUAUUCAGUUCUUGGUGAACAAAAGUUUUUCUAAAGGAAUAGGAAGUGAUUGUUGCUCAUAUAAUCAAUGCAUAUAUUUUAUACAAAUGAUUGUAUUUUUACCCUAGAGUGAAUAUAUAAUUGGUAUAUUUUCUGUA
Molecule: messenger RNA, 1462 nt
Organism: Bacillus rossius redtenbacheri
Lineage: Eukaryota; Metazoa; Arthropoda; Insecta; Phasmatodea; Bacillidae
Gene: Etfb
Product: electron transfer flavoprotein subunit beta
Exons: 6
Coding region: 403-1164 (253 amino acids)
Biological process (GO): fatty acid beta-oxidation using acyl-CoA dehydrogenase; amino acid catabolic process
Cellular component (GO): mitochondrion
Molecular function (GO): electron transfer activity
Source: RefSeq, a predicted model, not a curated record